AUGGAUCACACAGAGGUGCUGAAGCCACAGACACUGGAGGAGCUGAUCCGGAUCCUACACCAGAUCUUUUCCAGUGAUAAAGUGAACAUAGAGGAAGUUCAGAAUAUAGUGGAGUCCUAUGAGAGCAAUCCGCUAGAAUGGAUGAAGUAUGCCAAGUUUGACCCAUACAGGUACACUCGUAAUCUGGUAGAUGAAGGGAAUGGAAAGUUUAAUCUCAUGAUUCUCUGCUGGGGUGAAGGACAUGGCAGCAGUAUACAUGACCACACCAACUCGCACUGCUUCUUGAAGAUUCUCCAAGGCAACCUGAAAGAGACACAGUAUGAAUGGCCGCAGAAAAAAUCAAAUGGCGCAAUGAUAAAAACAUCUGAGGGGGUGCUGAAGUUAAAUCAGUGUGCAUACAUCAAUGAUUCCAUUGGCCUUCACCGAGUGGAGAACCCAAGCCACACAGAGCCAGCUGUGAGCCUCCACUUGUAUAGCCCUCCAUUUGACCACUGUCAAACUUUUGACCAACGAACAGGGCACAAAAACACAGUGAAAAUGACCUUUUGGAGCAAAUAUGGAGAACACGCUUCAGUGGUAAGUGUAAAUGUAGGGAUGUGGAGUAUGGGGGGGAGGGGGAAUGGUUAG
Staurois parvus is the source of this 627-nucleotide messenger RNA. Lineage: Eukaryota; Metazoa; Chordata; Amphibia; Anura; Ranidae. The record is from the annotation of a GenBank genome assembly.